Cladophialophora immunda is the source of this 3141-nucleotide messenger RNA. RefSeq lists its product as uncharacterized. Gene Ontology annotation, molecular function: glucosidase activity. Bases 645 to 2600 code for a protein of 651 amino acids. The transcript has 3 exons. The record is from RefSeq and is a predicted model, not a curated record. Gene Ontology annotation, cellular component: endoplasmic reticulum membrane; plasma membrane. Gene Ontology annotation, biological process: (1->6)-beta-D-glucan biosynthetic process; fungal-type cell wall organization. Lineage: Eukaryota; Fungi; Ascomycota; Eurotiomycetes; Chaetothyriales; Herpotrichiellaceae.
GUUCUACCAUCUGCUAGGAAACUCUUGUAUCCUGAGAAACCUGCCAACUGCGCGCGCCUUCAAGGGCAACAAAAACACCCUCUUCUUUGUUCGUUGCUCGACAAUUCUGUGCCGUCGGAGCAGUUACGUUCGUUUCCAACCCACCACAUCUCUUUAACCCCCUGCACCUAUCGACCUCGACAUCUUUAUUCUGCGCCUCCUAGAAUCCCCUCCCUUUCAAGUUGGCAGAAGCUGGUCUCUGUCUUUCCUGCCGGCCAGAAAGGAGUACGACUUUGUGCACGGCCUUACCACGAACUCUACCUGAUUGUCAUUGCGAGGCCUUUUUCGCUCUGCAAGAUCACGAACGAUCUCUUCCUUUGACCCUGUCGGCGUCUUAUCCUCUCUCUCUCCCGGCCUCCUUACUAUUUUCAACCACCUGUUCGCCUAAUCUGCACUGCUUACGCCCUCAUCGGUCGGCCUCCUCCACACACCGUUCCUCAAAACUGCGGCCGGCCCUAAGACGUUCUUCCUUCCAGAGCCUCGACUCUCAAAUCGACUCAGCCCUCCUCUCGUCCAUCUCUCUAGCCGAACAAAUACUGUUCUUCCACCCGGCUCACAGUGUUGGCGAUCGAUCUCCUUGACGACGAGUCGGUCGCCAUCUUAUAAUGUCGUCCCACAGCAACAGCAGCUCCUCAUCCCCUCCACGAGUCCCUCCUCAUAUUCGUCUCAAUUCAGGUCAAGAAGACUUACUCAAUGCCGAUGCGAGCAACUCCUCGAGGACUCUGGUCCCGACUACCUCGAGACCGACCACGUCCCGGUCACAGUUAAACAAUGUCUACCCCUCGGACCAAGUCCAGGACUCGGCAGAGAGACUAUUACCACCGGUCACUGGCCGCUCAAACAGAUUCAGAGAUGAUGGUUCACCGCUGAGGUCCCCCGUCCGCUCGAGCUAUUCUUCUCGCCGGUCAAGUUGGGAGUCAGAUCGGAGCAGGGAUAGUAGAGGUUUCGAGAACCCGUUCAGAGACUCCAGUCAAUCAAGACCAGGUUCAAGAGCCGGCAGCGAUGACAACGACGUCAAUACCCAGACGGUGUCAGAAAAAUAUAACAUUCUACCUUCUGCGGGACUCCUUCUAUUCCCAGAAGAUGUCGAAAAGGACGACUACCUGCACAACCCUGAUCCCAAUGACAAAGACCGGGACUGUGAUAUAUUCAACAGAAGAGGCUUGGUCAACGUCGGUGGCCUCGCUCUGAUUACGAUAGGCAUAUUGGUCCUGUUUGUGGGAUAUCCUGUUUUAACAUUCGUUCAAAAGAUAACGGCGACGCCAAACCCUUGCGCAGGCACCAAUGCUUGCAUAGGAAAUGGCAAAGUUCCAUUACUGAAGAAUAUGCGCACUAGUCUUAUCGAUCCCGACACCCCUGACUCCGUCAAGACAAAGAAAGAUUUCCACGGCAAUACGUGGAAUUUGGUCUUUUCGGACGAGUUCUCCACACCAGGACGGACGUUCUACGACGGAGAUGAUCCGUAUUGGACUGCGGUGGACAUCUGGUAUGGUGUGACGAGGGAUUUGGAAUGGUACGAUCCUGAUGCGGCUACCACGAAUGAUGGUGUGUUGGAACUGCGCUUUGAUGCUUUUCAGAACCAUGGCUUGAACUAUCGCUCUGGCAUGUUGCAGUCUUGGAAUCAGAUGUGCUUCAAGGGCGGCAGGUUGGAGGCCAGUAUCUCUCUUCCCGGACGUGGUGACACAGUCGGCUUCUGGCCCGGCUUUUGGUCGAUGGGUAACCUUGGAAGACCCGGUUACGCCGCUACAACCGACGGCUUGUGGCCGUACUCGUACGCAGAUAUUUGCGACGCUGGCAUCACCGCAAACCAGAGCUCUCCUGAUGGCAUCAGCUACCUUCCUGGCAUGAGGCUCCCAGCCUGCACAUGUUCUGGCGAGGACCAUCCGACUCCUGGAAAAUCUCGAUCUGCCCCCGAAAUUGAUGUGCUGGAAGCAAGCGUGGGCACUUUGGAUAGCGAAGGCAACCAGAUCGGCAUGGUCUCUCAAUCCUUCCAGGUGGCACCCUUCGACAUCUGGUACCAGCCCAAUUACGACUUUGUGGAGGUCUUCGAUUUCUCGGUCACGGCCAUGAACACAUACAAAGGUGGGCCUUUCCAGCAAGCCGUUUCGGGUUUGUCAAAUCUGAACAAUGCAUGGUAUGAUGGGAACGCUUAUCAAGUCUACGCCUUUGAAUACACCCCCGGCGCCGAUGGCGAUAUUACCUGGUUUGUUGGCGCGGAUCCUGUCUGGCGUAUGGAAGGUCAAGCGUUGGGCCCCAACGGUAACGUUGGUCAAAGAAUUGUGCCCGAAGAGCCAAUGUCGGUCAUUGUCAACUUCGGCAUGUCGCCCGGUUUCUCUGCUCUGAAUUUGACUGGAUUAGCGCCUCUCAUGCCAGCUACCAUGCGAGUCGACUACAUCCGCAUCUAUCAAGACGACAACGGCAAAAUGAGCUGCGAUCCUGAAGGAUAUGAGACGACCGAAUAUAUCAACAAUCAUUACGAGGUGUAUCACAACCCGAACGUCACGAGCUGGUCUGAUACUGGCUACUCGUGGCCAAAGAACUCGCUGGUAUCCGGAUGUUAAUUCUAAUCAUAAUGUUUCUUCGAAAUCAUUUCCAGCUGCCGGUCUCUGUCGGCGUGUACAGACAUCUGUUUGGUCCUUCAGCAUUUAGCGGCAUGGCAAGUCAACACAACGGCGUUUCAUCAAGGUCAUUUUGGUUCGGGAGGCGGAUUUGGCACUAUACGGGACUGCCUGAUUUGCGGGUAUGGGCUGCAAAAAAAUCUUGUCUAAAAUUUUACGACUGAAGUAAGGGGAAAUGAUGAACCUUUUCCCGGUAUAUUCGGCGCCUUGAACAACUUAGAAGGGGGUGGGAGUUCUUGACCAACACCCGAAGAGGACAGAUAUGGGAAGCGAUAUGUGUGGCAUGAAUGCAUUGCGGUUGAGUUCGGCGAUGCCAUAUGAGAGCACAGGGAGUUCGAAGGAGGUGAGGUGGAUGUCUAAAUAUUCUGUGCCUUGCCCCAAUGGCUCGUGGACGAUCAAAGGGCCAGGACAUUACUGUGAACGCAAGCACAUUUGAACACAUAUCUCCUUCAUCUUGACUCUCGAAACCUAACUUGAACUUUUG